GGACAUCAUCAGUCAAGAUGAACUUUACUGCCGUUUUCCUGGCGUUUGCCAUGCUUUUAGCAACUGUCACUGCCGGACCUGGAAACCGUUAUGGAUGGCCAAGUUCUUAUGAGAGAUUCCUUGAAAAGCAAGGUGUGUGGGAUUAUAACCGACACGAGGUUCGUUCUGAUUAUGGACGUCGUGGAAACUACGAGCGUAAUCUCAACGAUUUGUACGAUGACUGGAAGAAACAAACUCGUUGGGGACAAAAUGACUACAGAUCAAACCGAUUCCAGCAACCAUCUGCAGGGUACGGACGAUACGGAUUCCCAGGAGGAAAGUAAUUGUUAAAAAGUAUUUCUUUUAUAAUUUGACUAGUUUGUUUUUCCUUCAAUAAAUGUCACAUUGCAUU
Molecule: messenger RNA, 391 nt
Organism: Caenorhabditis elegans
Lineage: Eukaryota; Metazoa; Nematoda; Chromadorea; Rhabditida; Rhabditidae
Gene: spig-20
Product: Neuropeptide-Like Protein
Exons: 2
Coding region: 18-323 (101 amino acids)
Source: RefSeq, marked reviewed